Messenger RNA from Pan troglodytes (chimpanzee), 1830 nucleotides. RefSeq names its product carbonic anhydrase 9 (gene CA9). NCBI's taxonomy places the organism in Eukaryota, Metazoa, Chordata, Mammalia, Primates, Hominidae. Gene Ontology annotation, cellular component: plasma membrane. Gene Ontology annotation, molecular function: carbonate dehydratase activity; zinc ion binding. Bases 239 to 1696 code for a protein of 485 amino acids. The transcript is spliced from 10 exons. The record is from RefSeq and is a predicted model, not a curated record.
GAUAACCUUCUGCCUGUGCACACACCUGCCCCUCACUCCACCCCCAUCCUGGCUUUGGUAUGGGGGAGAGGGCACAGGGCCAGACAAACCUGUGAGACUUUGGCUCCAUCUCUGCAAAAGGGCGCUCUGUGAGUCAGCCUGCUCCCCUCCAGGCUUGCUCCUCCCCCACCCAGCUCUUGUUUCCAAUGCACGUACAGCCCGUACACACCGUGUGCUGGGACACCCCACAGUCAGCCGCAUGGCUCCCCUGUGCCCCAGCCCCUGGCUCCCUCUGUUGAUCCCAGCCCCUGCUCCAGGCCUCACUGUGCAACUGCUGCUGUCACUGCUGCUUCUGGUGCCUGUCCAUCCCCAGAGGUUGCCCCGGAUGCAGGAGGAUUCCCCCCUGGGAGGAGGCUCUUCUGGGGAAGAUGACCCACUGGGCGAGGAGGAUCUGCCCAGUGAAGAGGAUUCACCCAGAGAGGAGGAUCCACCCGGAGAGGAGGAUCUACCUGAAGUUAAGCCUAAAUCAGAAGAAGAGGGCUCCCUGAAGUUAGAGGAUCUACCUACUGUUGAGGCUCCUGGAGAUCCUCAAGAACCCCAGAAUAAUGCCCACAGGGACAAAGAAGGGGAUGACCAGAGUCAUUGGCGCUAUGGAGGCGACCCGCCCUGGCCCCAGGUGUCCCCAGCCUGCGCGGGCCGCUUCCAGUCCCCGGUAGAUAUCCGCCCCCAGCUCGCCGCCUUCUGCCCGGCCCUGCGCCCCCUGGAACUCCUGGGCUUCCAGCUCCCGCCGCUCCCAGAACUGCGCCUGCGCAACAAUGGCCACAGUGUGCAACUGACCCUGCCUCCUGGGCUAGAGAUGGCUCUGGGUCCCGGGCGGGAGUACCGGGCUCUGCAGCUGCAUCUGCACUGGGGGGCUGCAGGUCGUCCGGGCUCGGAGCACACUGUGGAAGGCCACCGUUUCCCUGCCGAGAUCCACGUGGUUCACCUCAGCACCGCCUUUGCCAGAGUUGACGAGGCCUUGGGGCGCCCGGGAGGCCUGGCCGUGUUGGCCGCCUUUCUGGAGGAGGGCCCGGAAGAAAACAGUGCCUAUGAGCAGUUGCUGUCUCGCUUGGAAGAAAUCGCUGAGGAAGGCUCAGAGACUCAGGUCCCAGGACUGGACAUAUCUGCACUCCUGCCCUCUGACUUCAGCCGCUACUUCCAAUAUGAGGGGUCUCUGACUACACCGCCCUGUGCCCAGGGUGUCAUCUGGACUGUGUUUAACCAGACAGUGAUGCUGAGUGCUAAGCAGCUCCACACCCUCUCUGACACCCUGUGGGGACCUGGUGACUCUCGGCUACAGCUGAACUUCCGAGCGACGCAGCCUUUGAAUGGGCGAGUGAUUGAGGCCUCCUUCCCUGCUGGAGUGGACAGCAGUCCUCGGGCUGCUGAGCCAGGUACAGCUUUGUCUGGUUUCCCCCCAGCCAGUAGUCCCUUAUCCUCCCAUGUGUGUGCCAGUGUCUGUCAUUGGUGGUCACAGCCCGCCUCUCACAUCUCCUUUUUCUCUCCAGUCCAGCUGAAUUCCUGCCUGGCUGCUGGUGACAUCCUAGCCCUGGUUUUUGGCCUCCUUUUUGCUGUCACCAGCGUCGCGUUCCUUGUGCAGAUGAGAAGGCAGCACAGAAGGGGAACCAAAGGGGGUGUGAGCUACCGCCCAGCAGAGGUAGCCGAGACUGGAGCCUAGAGGCUGGAUCUUGGAGAAUGUGAGAAGCCAGCCAGAGGCAUCUGAGGGGGAGCCGGUAACUGUCCUGUCCUGCUCAUUAUGCCACUUCCUUUUAACUGCCAAGAAAUUUUUUAAAAUAAAUAUUUAUAAUAAAA